AUGCCCGGAAUAUCAUUACAUUCAAACAGUUUUACUUCAUUAUCAAACUUUAGAUUAUUGAUGCGUCUGUCAUACCGUAUGUCGUCGUCGUCGUCGUCAUCGGAAGUAUCAUCGCAAACACUAACUGUAAAUGUUGAUGAAAUCAAAGAAUGUUACAAUAAAUUGGAUUUGGACUUUAAAAGCACAAAAACAGCAUUUAAAGGUAAAAAAACGGGCGAAUUGUUUCGUAGCCUUAUUGUACUUCCUCUUUGUACAAUACCAACAUUAAGAAAGAGGGAACAAUUGCUAAUGGUUGGAUUGAAAAAAUUAUUUGGUGAAAAAUUUUAUGCGAAACUUCUGAAAUUAACAUUUUUCGGACAAUUUGUCGGCGGUGAAACGAUAAGUGAGGUCCAAGAGACAAUGAAAAGGUUGAAAAAAUAUGGAGUGAAAUCAAUCUUGGAUUACUGCGUUGAGUCGGAUAUUGUUUCGGACAAAACUGAAAGGAAAGCUGUAGAGGGAAUAGUUGGAAGUGAAGUCAGAAGUGAGUCGGUUGGAAAUGUUAUUGACAAAGCAACGGUGGAAAAAACACGACAACAUUAUACAGUCCACAAAGAAUUUGAUGGUCACGAUGAAGAUGUUGUUAACUUCAGGACCUACGUUAACGAAAGCGAAGUUCAAUGCGAUAAAAAUUGUGACAUUUUUUGUGCCAGUGUAGAUGCAAUAACUUCAGCAGUCAACAAUUGCGGAAUUAAUUGUAUCAAAUUAACAGCUCUUGGAAGACCGCAAUUGCUCCAGAAAUUGUCGGAAUUGAUAGCGCAAUCGAAUAAUUUUUACAAUACAUUGAUUGGCCCAUCCUGGGAGGAUCUCCUGCUUGGCAAAAUUAGGAAAGAAGAAUUUUUGAAAAGAAUGGAGAAUCACGGUGUUCAAAUAGAUGAAACCAUGAUGCAGAAAUGGUUAAAAAUAAAUUUCGGCAAGAAUGGCUUGGUUGACUUUUAUGAUUGGCGCAAACUUAUCGACGAACACGAACGGCCCAAUCAGAUGUUUCAGGUGUACAAUAUCAAAACUAAGAAAAUGGAACCAUUAUUGAAUUGUUUAACAGAGGCUGAGUCUCAAGAAAUUGUUAAUAUGGUGGAUCGUAUUGUGCGAACAAUUGAGUAUGGAAAAAAGCAUAAUUUACGUACAGUUAUUGAUGCUGAGCAGAGUUAUUUUCAACCGGCUAUUUCGAGAUUGGCAAUGGCAAUGAUGAGGAAGUACAACAAAGAAAAUGCCUUAGUUCUUAGCACUUAUCAAGCAUACUUGAAGAGUUGCUUAAAAGAUAUUGAAUUGGAUUUACAUUUGGCUAGACGGGAAGGUUUCUAUUUUGGAUGUAAAGUUGUUCGUGGCGCAUAUGUAGAACAAGAAAGGAAACGUGCUGCUGCUCUAAAUUACGAUGAUCCAAUCAAUCCGAAUAUUGAAGCAACAGCAGAGAUGUAUAAACGGGUGAUGCAAAGAAUGAUAAAGGAAUGUCAGGAAAGAAGUCCUGGUAGUAUAUCGGUAAUGGCUGCGACACAUAAUGAGCAAAGCGUUAAAUAUGUUGUUGAAAUGAUGCGUGAAGCUGAAAUAUCACCUUCCAGUGAAACCGUCUCUUUUGCCCAGCUUUAUGGAAUGUGUGACCAGGUUUCAUAUUCACUUGCAAAUGCUGGUUAUUCAGUGUACAAAUAUGUACCUUACGGACCGAUCGAUAAAGUUUUACCUUAUCUUUCUCGCAGGGUACAAGAAAAUGCUUCUGUCUUGGACAAGAUCAAAAGGGAUGUCCAUUUAAUCUUCCGAGAAUUGAUACGAAGGGCUUUUACUCUCAGUGGAAGACUCGGUUAA
Cercopithifilaria johnstoni is the source of this 1833-nucleotide messenger RNA. The record is from the annotation of a GenBank genome assembly. Lineage: Eukaryota; Metazoa; Nematoda; Chromadorea; Rhabditida; Onchocercidae.